Molecule: messenger RNA, 1419 nt
Organism: Malassezia vespertilionis
Lineage: Eukaryota; Fungi; Basidiomycota; Malasseziomycetes; Malasseziales; Malasseziaceae
Exons: 1
Coding region: 1-1419 (472 amino acids)
Biological process (GO): proteolysis
Cellular component (GO): fungal-type vacuole
Molecular function (GO): aminopeptidase activity; zinc ion binding
Source: RefSeq, a predicted model, not a curated record
AUGCAAGCUGCAGGCCCUGGCGUUCCUGCCGCCGCACUGCGGUUCAUGCGAUACGUGGAAUCGAGCCCUACUCCAUUCCAUGCUACUGCUACUAGUGUGUCGAUGCUCGACAAGGCGGGUUUUGUCAAGCUCCAGGAAUCGUCUUCGUGGGACGAUAAACUUCAGCUGGGCGGCAAGUACUACUACCAACGCAACCAAUCUUCGGUAGUCGCAUUUGCGAUCGGCAAAAAGUACCGCUCCGGGAAUGGUGUGCACAUGGUCGGCGCACACACCGACUCACCUAAUCUGCGCAUUCGCCCUGUAUCGAAACGCACCAAAGAAGGCUACCUGCAGUGCUCGGUCGAGACCUACGGCGGUGGACUUUGGACUACAUGGUUUGAUCGCGACCUGAGCAUUGCAGGCCGUGUGAUUGUUGCCCAGGAUGCAGCGCAGAGCAGUUUUGUGUCGCGCCUUGUGCACAUCAAAAGGCCCCUUCUGCGUGUGCCGACACUUGCAAUCCAUCUGAACCGCAGCGCGAACGAAGCGUUCAAGUUCAACCAGGAAGACCAUCUGCAGCCGAUACUGGGCCUUGCUGACACGCUGAACAGUGCAGAGCAGGCGCCCGUGUCGGCCAAGCACCACCCCGUCUUGCUCACGCUUCUGGCCGAGGAGCUCGGCUGUGCUGCCGACCAGAUUCAUGACUUUGAGCUCAGCUUGUACGACACGGUGCCACCGGCAGCAGGGGGCAUACACAACGAAUUUAUCUUCACGCCCCGCGUGGACAACCAACUGUCGUGCUUUUGUGCGACAGAGGCACUCGUGGACAGCGUCGCGGACGAAGCGUCGAUGAACGAGUCGGGCGCCAUUCGCGCAAUUGCGCUUUUUGAUAACGAGGAAGUAGGUUCCGUGUCCAAUCAGGGCGCCGAGAGCAAUCUGAUCUGGAGCAUGGUGAACCGACUCGCUGUGCUGCCCGUCCAAGGCACUCUUUCACCGCACGCAAGCCCACAGUCGCUUAUCGAGCAGACGUUGGCACGCUCUUUUCUCAUCUCGUCCGAUACGGCACAUGCCGUGCACCCUAACUAUGCAUCCAUUCACGAGGACCACUUGCGUCCAAAAAUCAAUGCCGGCCCCGUCAUCAAGACGAAUGCCAAGCAGCGGUACGCAUCCACGGCCGUCACGACAUUUCUGCUGCGUCGCGUCGCGCAGAAAGCCAAUGUGCCUGUGCAAGAGUUUGAGGUACGCAACGACUGUGCAUGCGGCAGCACCAUCGGCCCGAUGCUUUCAAAAAUAAUGCGCACGGUGGAUCUAGGAAACCCGCAGCUGAGUAUGCACUCGAUCCGCGAAAUGUGCGGCACGCAGGACGUGGAGAGUAAAAUCCGCUUAUUUACCGCGUUCUUUACCUCGUUUGAUGCGAUCGACGCGAUGCUUACAGUAGACUAG